GACAGCCAGUCCGCCAUGCUCACCCUGCUGCACCACUGUGGACGCAACUUGCUGACAUUCAGCACGAUCCAGGCAGUGAAUAAAAGUUAUUACAGUUCACAGAUGGCUAAACGCGUGGCUGUGGUGCUGGCGGGAUGUGGAGUUUAUGACGGCACUGAGAUCCAUGAGGCCUCCGCUGUCCUGGUUCACCUCAGCAGAGGAGGUGCAAGUGUAAACAUGUUUGCCCCCAACAUUGACCAGAUGCAUGUAGUGGAUCACCUGAAAGGUUCACCAUCUGAGGGGGAGAAGAGAAACGUGCUGGUGGAGAGCGCCAGGCUGGCCCGUGGAAACAUCCAGGACCUGUCUAAACUCAACAUCACAGAACAUGACGCUAUCAUCAUCCCAGGUGGUUUCGGGGCAGCGAAGAACCUGUGUACGUGGGCAGUGCAGGGGAAGGACUGCUCUGUUAACGCUGAGGUCCAAGCUGUGCUGAAGGCGUUCCAUGGUGCAAGCAAACCCAUCGGCCUCUGCUGCAUCUCACCUGUGCUGGCCGCCAAGGUGUUUCCAGGGUGUGAGGUCACCGUCGGCAUUGAGAAGGAUGACAAGUACCCGAACACUACUGACACCGCAGCAGCCAUCACCCAGCUGGGGUGCAAGCACGUGAGUAAAAGUGUCAGCGAGAGCCUUGUGGACGGGAAGACCAAGCUGGUCACAACCAGUGCCUUCAUGUGCGAUGCACCGAUCCACGAGAUAUUCGAUGGAAUCGGUGCGAUGGUGAAAGACGUGCUGAAGCUUGCCUGAUUCUAUAAAUGAUGGUGGAAACAGAAAGCAAAAAAAAUGUUUUAGCUUCAUGGUAGAUCAAUGCUAAACCAAUAUGAAAGAGAUGAUCAGAAGCACUCCCAGUUAUAAAAUAUACAUAUUUUAAGUAGUCAUGUCAAACCACAUGAUUUUGCAGGUUUUUCUGUUAUUUGCAAUAAUUUCAGUUUAAAUCACUGUUAUGAGAUUAUAUUGUGAUGCAGUGUAUCAGUCUCAUCAUGUCAGUGUUGAUGUAAAUUUAGAAAAUGAACAAAUAUGGUAUUGUACAGAGUAACUGCAAUAAAAUAAGGAAAACGU
Messenger RNA from Scomber japonicus (chub mackerel), 1092 nucleotides. RefSeq lists its product as uncharacterized. The record is from RefSeq and is a predicted model, not a curated record. The coding region runs from base 16 to 780 and encodes 254 amino acids. The transcript is spliced from 4 exons. Lineage: Eukaryota; Metazoa; Chordata; Actinopteri; Scombriformes; Scombridae.